AUGCAUCAAUGGACCAAGUUCCGACAAGACAUCUUGAAACUAACUGAACUUCAAAUACCCAGAUGGAUUCAGCUGCAAUCUAAUUCGUACUCCGUCCAACUACAUGGAUUCUCCGAUGCAUCUCAGCUAGCAAUGGCAGCAGUUGUCUACCUCAGAGUAACUGAUAAUGCCGGACAGUCAAAGGUCACCCUCAUCUGCUCAAAGACGAGGGUCGCUCCAAUUAAGCGUCUAACUAUCCCACGACUAGAACUUUCCGCAGCUGUACUUCUCGCCCAACUCAUAAAGCAUACACAAGUUACGUUGGAACUCCAAGAUGUCCCAGUAUUUCUAUGGACCGAUUCUUCAAAAACACUUGCAUGGGUCAAAAAUAACCCUAUGAAAUGGAAAGAAUACGUUGGAAACAGAGUCUCAACUAUUCAUCAGACAAUUCCAAAUGCAAUUUGGAGAUACACGUCAGGAAAGCUUAAUCCAGCAGACUGUGCUUCAAGAGGUCUAAACGCUUCUCAACUAAGUCAGCAUCAUCUCUGGUGGACAGGACCACCUUGGUUAGCUCAAUCUCCUGAAUAUUGGCCAAUCUCAGUAGCUCCAUCUCCAACAGAAGAUCUCGAGGAACGACCUGGCAUCUCUUUAACAACAGUAAUACAACCAACAAUCUGGGAUCUUAUUGAUCUUCCAUGUGUAAAAACCUUUCACAAGGAUCUUAAAAAAUUAUUACGAAUAACAGCACUAUGUCAGCAAGCCAUCUCAUGUUUUAAACAGAUCCCCAACUCGAACGUAUCAACAUCUCCAAUUGGACCUGCAGAUUUAGAAAAAGCAAAACUCUUCUGGAUAAAAGCAACUCAGCAAGCAUACUUCUCAUCAGAAAUCAGCACCAUCUUGUCAGGGAAACCACUAGCGAAGUCUCAUGCCCUCUCUAGACUAACUGCAAGAUUAGAUCAUCAAGGCAUACUUCGAGUCGGAGGACGUCUUCAGAACUCUCAACUUGAUUCAGAAAGCAAGCACCCACCAAUACUUCCGAGUAAAUGUAAACUGUCAGAACUUCUCAUCGCUGAUGCUCAUACUCGAACCCUUCAUGGUGGAACACAACUCACCUUAUCGUAUCUACGACGUCAGUGUUGGAUUCUGGGCGGCAGAGCCCCUAUAAAAUCCUAUAUCCAUCAUUGCUUAACAUGUGCUCGAACUCGAGCAGUCAGAGUUCAGCAACUCAUGGCCCCUCUUCCAACAUCUCGAGUCACUCCAUCACCAGUCUUUGAAACCACUGGUGUGGACUACGCUGGACCCAUAACUCUAAAAACAUUUCAGGGAAGAGGUGCAAAAAAGUUUAAAGGGUGGAUAGCAGUCUUCGUCUGUUUUUCAACGUCAGCAAUUCAUCUUGAAGCAGUCUCAGACUACUCAACCGAAGAUUUUUUGAACACAUUUCGAAGAUUCACUAGUCGACGAGGAAUCUGCCAAACAUUACAUAGCGAUUGUGGAACCAAUUUCAAAGGAGCUGACAAUGAGUUGAAACGUCUCUUCUCCCAGGCUACGUCGAAAUCACAAGAGCUCCAACGCCUACUAACCAAUGAUGGUACCAAUUGGAAAUUCAAUCCCCCAGGAGCACCGCACAUGGGAGGAAAAUGGGAAGCUGCAGUAAAAUCUGUCAAACGUCAUCUCCAAUCGUCAAUCUCUGAAACCAGCUUCACAUUUGAAGAUUUUUCCACUCUUCUAGCACAAGUUGAAGCAUUACUCAAUUCAAGACCUCUCAGUGCUCUAUCAGAUGAUCCAGAGGACCUCUCAGCCCUAACUCCAGGCCAUUUCAUCCGAGGAGCUGCGCUCAACUCAAUACCUGAACCAUCUCUAACUUCCCUAAAAGAGUCCAGACUAUCUCAUUUCCAACGGAUUCAGGAACGAUUUCAACAAUUUUGGAAUCGUUGGUCAGCGGAAUGCUUAUCUGCACAUCAGUCUAUCUCAAAGUGGCGCAACCAACAAGACGAUGUCAAACUAGGAUCUCUGGUACUAAUAACAGACGAAAGACUUCCCCCGUCAAAAUGGCCUCUCGCAAGAGUAAUCCAACCUCACCCCGGAAAAGAUGAACUUACUCGAAUAGUCACUCUUAAGACUGCUGCAACAACUCUUACCAGACCAAUUGUCAAGUUAGCUCUCCUUCCAUUGGCUCCUCAUCAGGAACAAACAGAUUGA
Messenger RNA from Cotesia glomerata, 2178 nucleotides. RefSeq lists its product as uncharacterized. The record is from RefSeq and is a predicted model, not a curated record. Gene Ontology annotation, molecular function: nucleic acid binding. The coding region runs from base 1 to 2178 and encodes 725 amino acids. The transcript has a single exon. NCBI's taxonomy places the organism in Eukaryota, Metazoa, Arthropoda, Insecta, Hymenoptera, Braconidae. Gene Ontology annotation, biological process: DNA integration.